GGCGCACGGCUCGGCUCGGCUCGGCUCGGCGCUGCCGCCCCGCGACCGCAAGGCUCCGCCGCUGCCGCCUCCGUCCCAGGUUCAACAGUGUGACCACUCUUGAUUCAUAUACUCACAGCAAAGCCUCCAUCUGUCUCAUGGAUUAUAGAUCUAAAUUGAUGGCUUCAGUAACAGAUGCCAGAUACAGGCAGAAAGAUACUUCGGAUCAAAAUUUCGAUUACAUGUUCAAACUCCUGAUCAUUGGCAACAGCAGCGUGGGUAAAACGUCCUUCCUCUUCAGAUACGCGGAUGACACGUUUACACCGGCCUUUGUUAGCACAGUAGGAAUUGACUUCAAAGUGAAAACCGUUUAUAGGAAUGACAAGCGGGUGAAACUGCAGAUUUGGGAUACAGCCGGACAAGAGAGAUACAGGACCAUCACUACAGCCUAUUACCGUGGAGCCAUGGGCUUCAUCCUCAUGUAUGACAUCACCAGUGAAGACUCUUUCAAUGCAGUGCAGGACUGGGCCACACAAAUCAAGACUUACUCUUGGGACAAUGCACAGGUGAUCCUGGUUGGAAACAAAUGUGACAUGGAGGAUGAAAGAAUUGUUCCUUUGGAGAAAGGGAAACAUCUGGCUGAUCAGCUAGGUUUUGAUUAUUUUGAAGCCAGUGCCAAAGAAAACAUCAACGUAAGACAGGUGUUUGAGCGUCUUGUGGAUAUAAUCUGUGAAAAGAUGUCGGAGAGUUUAGAAUCCGACCCUUGCAGGGGCACUUCUGGAAGAAGCAUGCGACUCACAGACAACCCACCCCCUUUGCAGCAGAACUGCUCCUGUUAGUGACCUUUCUCUUUGAGAAAUGUCCCUCUCCUUUCCUGAUUAAAUUUUCUCUUUUUGUUUGUGGUGGUGCUUUAUCAUGUAGCGCAAAGGCAGGAAUCUCUGUUAUAGGAAACUGCUAUGUUCGUUUAAUGUCCCAGAGUGCUUAAUAUUAUAUAUUUCCUCAUCCAAUAAUUUAACAAAAUGCUGAAUAAAUAUUGUAAGUGCGUCUAGUGUUAGUGUGAAUUAUGUUGAAGAAUUGUAUAGUGUUGCAAAUGUUAUUUCCAAAGAGAAUGUUGCAUUUUUGAUUAUAAAUUCUUUUACUGCAGAAAGAGGUUUACUUCAACAACAGCGAGAAACACAAAGGUGCUGCUCUGUUCAGCGCCUUGCUAUGCCUCAUCCUUUGUUUCCUAGAGCCACAAGCGCUGACUACCCUGCAGCUUUUCCGCUGUAUCUUGCAGUUUUUACCUCUAGGUUUGGACCUGCCCUCUGCCACUCUCUGAUAACUGCUUGACAGUGGAUAUAUUGCAGGAUGAAGGAAAUGAGGAAGUGGCUGUCACAUGCUUAGUUGGAGGCAAAAUAUGCAUGUAAAACUUGAAACAGCAGCAUCUCAGACAGAUCAAAAUAUCUGGAGCCAAAAUGGGAGCGGUAGUAAAUACUAUCGCUUUCAACCAAAAGCAAUGAUGAACUAUCAGUUGUAACACCUUCUUUAUUUAACGUUUUAUCAUAGAGUAGCACCUUAGAGGCUUCUUGGAGGAUCAGACUUCACCGUGCCCAGGUUUUGUACAAACAGAGAUAGCUCUUCUCUAGAGAACUAAUUAGCUAAAUAAUAAAAAUCCAUCUCCAAAAAAAAGACUCUCUACAGUUUCAGUCAGGCUACCAUCAAACAUGCUUUUGGAAGGACUUUUGGUUAUUGCAAGGGAUGAAAAUGACUGAUUUGAUUGUCAGGCUUAGUAUACUUCUGCAGCACACUACAGUACCUAGAGGAACAAGCACAUUACAACAGGAGAAGGAACCGUGGAAGAUGUGCAAUGGGAGAGGGUAAGGAUAUAAGUUCUCUUGCAAAACUUGUUGCAUAUCAGGAGAGCUACUUGAGCAAGCGUGUGUUGAAAGGCACCUUUUGUCACUGAGACUUGGAAUUCAGCAGAAAUCUGUGCAAAACUGAUGCUAAUUUCUUUCUUUUUAAUAAAUCAGGUUGGGGAGGUUGGUUGUUGGAAUAUAUUAGUUUUUCAAUUAGGAAACUUUUGACAACAGUGUACCUGUGUUUUAGGACAUUGAGGGGAGAGAGGAGGAGACAGACAGGAGACCCUAACCCAAGGGGGAGGACCAAGAGUGAGCCUGCAAGGCAUGGAAGUUCAAAGCCUUAUUUGGCCUCAUUGCAACAGGGGCUUCCUGCUCUUUGCAUGUAAGUUAAAUAUUAGCUGGAAAGCCAGGAAGUGAAGAGCGGAUUCUAAAGCCCCCCUGGGCAAUGCUCACUUGAAAUGUGGAGGAUGCAGCCUGAAGCUUUCCUAAUAAUGUGAAUGUUUUAUCCAAAGUAGAGGAGAUUGAGCAGGAUAUUUCGGGGACGUGAGACUAGACCUUAAGUCACUUGUUUGAGUCAGGCAGAGCUGGGGCUUUGACUUCUGGGUUAACCACUCUUCUGGAAUGGGAGUUUCAUCUGUGGGUUUUGGCUUUUUUUUUUUUUUUUUUUUUUUUUUUUUUUUUUUGAAACACUUUUGGUUCAUCCCAAUGUGAAUCAAAAUCAUUCUGAUGCACGGGACGUUCCACAACACAGGUAAGCCAUGCCCAGGUGGUCCCAGGGAAAGGUUGUCCCUGCCGUUUGCCUUCCUGAGUUCCUCAGUAAUACAGAUCAGGGAAUCCUGAUCAUAGGAUGAGGUCAUCCUGCUGCUAUGUCUGCAUGUCCUAGCACUGCUCCCUUUUGAGUCAGAGAGAGGAACAUGUGUAAUGAUGAUAAUUUUUCUAGUUUUGAAUUCAACCACAAGGUAUAAUUUAAAAAAAUAGCGAAGAUGUGAUUAAUAAAACUAAAGUGAAAAUGGCAAAAAUUAGUAAAAGAGCAAAGACAUCCUUUCUGAGUUAAGCAAUGGACGUUUUGCUUGAUUCUUUGCAGGGAGGGACAAUUUUUGCUGCUUACCAUGUAACAUACUCUCACACUUCCAAAAUCUCUAAAAUUAAGGCUGUUGUAUACAAAUUUGUUGUAUACAAAUUAAGGCUGUUGUAUACUGUUGCGUGUGUAGAACUGUACGUGUGUUGGCCACAUGCAAAGCUUGGAUGUUCUCUGAAAUACAUGGAGGAACUGCUUUUGCGAAUCUGUGAAACCGCAUAGACUGCAUGCCUCUGUUUAUGAUCAGUUGUUUGCACAUACCAACUCCAAACAGCGACUGGAAAUUGCAUCUGUAAAUGUAGAUCAGGCAGAUACUGGGAGAAAUUUGCUGUCUUUAGGUGCCAAUUUGAGAAAAGUUACAUGGUUUUACUUUAGGCCUGUGAACUUAACUGGCUGAGACUUUCUGAUAGCAGAAAGUGGAGUCAGGUAUCUGCCCACUGCACUAUCAUUUACUGGAUCAUGACAUUUGCAAAUGCUUUUGUAAUUUUGUUCUGUCAUGUUUCAAAGUGUAAUAAUUCUUAAAAAAAAAAAAAAAAGAAAAGAAAAAAAAAAGUAUUCCAGAGAAGAAUACAACCAUGUUGAUGUAGUUUGAAUUCAUUGUGCUGAAGGAUGGCUCCCUUUGCAACAGAGUUUGUAUGUUGCUUUCAGAAGUCUUUACUGUGACCUAUUUUGGGUGUUUAUGAUCUAGUACUGAAAAUGAAAUUUGUGCAGUGCUAGAAAUGUGCUUAUUGUAUCUAUACCUCUGACGCUGCAAAAUAAAGAGAAAUGUAGUCACCGAA
This is a messenger RNA of Dromaius novaehollandiae (emu), 3674 nucleotides long. It is a transcript of the gene RAB3B, whose product is annotated as RAB3B, member RAS oncogene family. Gene Ontology annotation, cellular component: synaptic vesicle; endosome; plasma membrane. The record is from RefSeq and is a predicted model, not a curated record. Lineage: Eukaryota; Metazoa; Chordata; Aves; Casuariiformes; Dromaiidae. The transcript is spliced from 6 exons. Bases 138 to 818 code for a protein of 226 amino acids. Gene Ontology annotation, molecular function: GTPase activity; myosin V binding; GTP binding. Gene Ontology annotation, biological process: regulation of exocytosis; protein secretion; protein localization to plasma membrane.